ACAAAAGUACAACGAAUCGCCGUGAAUGGAAUGAAAGUAUUGAAAUAUUGAAAUAUUGUUUGUGUUGAUGGUCAGUGCAGAUUUCAAAACAACAAAGUUGUGUUUUCGUGAAAUCGAUUUGGAUGUUUCUAGCAUAGUGCCAUCCCUUUUUGGCCCACUGACAAUCAAAGACCAAGUUAACGUUAACAAAAAAGCUCGACUCAACAAGCCCCAGCCAUACCGACUGCUCUGUCUGUCAUUCAAUGGAAAUCGAAGUCACUUAGUGCCACUGCCUUUGCCACUGCACUUGCCGGAUCACUUGUGCGUGAGCAGCGAUCUCUUCUAGGAAGCAUCCACAAAUGGCAACUAAACAACAGUUAGACGGACAAAAACGAUUUAACAAAGCAGCAGCAGCAACAACAACGGGAGCAGCAGCACAGAUAAGUCGGCAAGCCAAAUUUGACUUAAAUUAUUGCACGCAACAGCGGCAACAUCGGCAACAUCAGCGGCAAACCGCAACAAGACGCACAUAUAUUGCAACGCAGCGGCAGCAGAAUUUCCAUUCUACAGCGAAAACAAUUGUGGAAAUCGUGUGGAAAACAUAAAACAAUAGUGAGGAGACGACCAAGAUAGCAAAAUCAGCUAAAGGAAAAACCAGCAACAACAAAAUAGAGCAACAGCAACAACGUUUUUUUUUUUUUUUGGUUUUUUUUUUGGUAUAUAUGCUUUGGUUACGAUGUCGUUGAUGGAUAUUCAUCGAAGCAAUGAAUCAUUUUGGCGUAGUUGUUGUUGUUAUUGCUGGUUGUUGUGUUUGCUGUUAUUGCUAGUUGUGGUAGAGACAGCUCCAGGGACGACAACGACGACAGUCAGUGAAACGCAAACGAAUGCAACUAAUGGUGCAAUUAGAGAAACAGAGGUGAGUGUAGCAGCCACACAGUCACAGGCGGAGGUGCAACACAAUGUAACAGCGGCAGCAAUGGCGUCGGCAACGGCAACGGCAACGAUGACUGCAGGCAGCGAAAGUCCGCAAGUGCCAGUAAAUUCAGCGGAAAUUUUAAGUUCCAGCGAUGUGGAUGUUGUUGGCGACAAACCCAUCACAUAUCGGCCUUCUGGUGCUAGCCGGCCGUCGUUAGCACCUUCGAACUCUGCGCAGGAUCGGGAACGCAAACUAAUGAAUGUUCUAGCCGCUCGCCGUUCGGCACUUCACCGGGGCGGCUUUCGCACACGCAUUGGCACCACUGGUCGAAGUGCUAUAUCCCCAGCGGCUGUGGCAGCCAUUGAAACCACCUCGAAGUCCCCUAGCGAUCCGCGUUCGGUGUGCAUUCGCAAUUGCACAAAGAAUUUCACAAGGCGGACAACAGCAAGUUGUAUGCGGCAAUGCGCCAACUUCACACGCAUGGCAAUGGCGGGAACAGCAAAUAGUACGGUGGCGCAGAGAGAUAGAAGUUCAGCAAAGGUGACCAGUGAUCGGGACACCAAUGAAAUACUUUUCAGUGACGAGUCCUCCCAUGGACUUUUUGUAGUGGCCAAGGAGCAGAAUGAUACAGUGAAUCACAUAGCAGCUGCCACCAAGUCGCCGACGAAUGGAAAACAGCGAGGACGCAGCAAGCCGGCAAUAUCCACAGCUAAUUCGGCGGAGGAAGAAGACGAAGAUGAGGACGAACUGCAACCGUAUGUUUAUUUUGGAGCUUUGUUGCCACCAAUUAAACCCGCAUCUCUCAGCAUUACGGCUGCAGUCGGUGAUGAUGAGCAUCCUCGAGUGCUGGAAGUUUCGGUGGCUAGCACGAGUGCCAGCACUACCACAAGUUCCACAACCACCACCACGACCACCACUCCAGUUCCGAAAGAGGAAGCAACAGUGAGGGUCUCCACACGACGUCCAUUGACUGCUGUGGAACGGAGCAGGAGUCGUUAUAAAUAUCACAUGCGAGAGCGCGGAGUGUCACCACCAGUUCCACCGGCCAUACCAGCCGCGAUUCCAAGUAGCCGGACGCGUUAUGUAGGAUCUGGACGACCUACUGUAGGAUUAAAUGAUGAAGAUACCCUUUUAAAGCCUAUACCAACUGGUCGCAGAGUGAUGAGGCCCCCUGCCUCUUCGACACCACUGAUUAUCACUGUGCUUAGUGCAGAGGAUGAAACCACAAUAAAACGUAUUGAAGAUGUGCCCACUACAAAUAGUCCAACCACUACGAGUGCAAUGACUUCAACCAGCAGUACAUCAACAACAACAACAACAACAACAACAACUACAACGACAACAACAACAACAACAACACCGUCACCGGCACCACCUUCAUUCCCAUCACCGCCUGUUACCACUUCAAUGCCAACUACCACUAAAAAGCCGCCCACAACUACAACUCAAAGCCUUCCAUCCACCCGCACCACCACCACUACUAAAGCUCCUAGCUCCACCACUACUGUUAAGCGUAAAACGAUAAUAGAAGAGGACACCGAACGUCUGCGAGCCUUAGGGCCGCUACUUACCCAGGAGGUCAGUGAGGAUCAGGGGAAUCUUAUUAUAUUUUGCAACAACACCGACGACUGUGGAAUCACACCGCUAAGCACGACCACCGAUUCAAAUUCAAAGAUUCUACGCACUACAGUACUCACAUCUGUACGUUCAACUGUGAAUCCACGAAUCUCCACAUCGACCCAAGUUCCAGCUGUUUUCAUUGGCGUCCUCGAGUCUUCAUCCUCAUCGCAAUCUACUCCGAUGGAUAUUAGCUCCACAUCGAUUGCCGAUGAGCGUGAUGUGGGUCUCGAAAUGCGUCGCAUGAAUCUUGUUACCCUUGUGCUAGUGGCUGUGGGUAUUAUUCCGCUUGCCGCGAUCAUCCUCUAUCUGGUGCGCAACUAUGUAGUGCGUCGAAGGGCCAAACAAGGCGAAGUAUUCGACGUCUGCAUCACCGAUCAGCAGCCUAUCAGCCCAGUGAAGAAAGUGGACUCCAAGUAUCAGCUGGACGAUGAAGAAGAUGAGGUUGACCAUCAUCAUCACCGUGAUGCUAACCACAAUCGGUAUGGAGAUGGUGACAAAAGCUCACUGGCAAGUGAAUUUCAGGAAUUCGAUCGCAGCAACAUUCGCCUAAAAAGUCUUUUGGGUGAGGGAAAUUUCGGACAAGUAUGGAAGGCCGAAGCUGAUGACCUAAGUGGACAUUUUGGUGCAACCCGCAUUGUAGCUGUGAAAACAAUUCGUGCCUGCAGCGCCCAGGUUAGCCUUAAGGAAGAGGCGAGCAUUAUGCGCAAACUGGGCUCUCAUCAAAACGUUGUCACCCUGUUGGGAGCUUGUGUAGAAAGUGAGCCCCAUAUGCUAAUCAUGGAAUAUGCAAUGCGCGGACGGCUUUUAUCCCUGCUGAGAGCAGCUCGUAGCGCCACUAACAUUUUACCGGCUUCCGUGCCAGGAGGACGUAGUUUGGCCCCUUUGUCACCACGUACUUUGGCGGGAUUCGCCUUGGACAUAGCCUGUGGCAUGGAGUAUAUUGCCGGCAGAAGAAUUGUCCACCGUGAUUUAGCUGCACGGAACGUUUUACUUGACCAUAAUGGCAUGUGCAAAAUCUGUGACUUUGGAAUGUCAAUUGAUCUAGAUGCUGAGCGUUUGCGCAAGGAACAGGAGAAGAAUGUCGCAAAUGAUCUGAUGCGGCAUAAAUUCAAAUUCGAUUUUGGAAGCCGCUAUAUUCUCCAGCAUUGGCAACACACCUUUGGCCAGGGUCAGGAGAAUUCGCAUCACACUCCAUCUGAGAAGAAGUCGCAUGGCCACGACACAAUAGGCAAGAGACAUGCUUUGCCCAUUCGGUGGAUGGCUCCCGAGAGUCUGCAGUAUCACAUGUUUACAACCGAAACAGAUAUUUGGGCCUUUGGCAUUGUGCUCUGGGAGAUUGCAACUUUGGGCUCGACUCCCUACAGCCAAUUGACUGGCCGCGAAGUUAUUCGCCGCGUACCACAAGGCCUCCGUCCCGAACUACCCAAGGAGAGCCGGCAUGAGUUUUAUAAUCUUAUGUCGCGUUGCUGGCAUAAAGAGCCGCACUUGCGUCCCUCCUUUGGACAGUCACGUCUAGAAAUCACUCGAUCGCUGCACAAAUGGGUGGACGAUGAUUCCGCAGCCUCCGAUUAUAUGGAUGUGAGCGGCUUUAGUGAGGAUCUCGAACAUGGUGUGGUCUACUUCAAUCACCGCAUCUCCGAGUUUGAGUGCGAAAUAUGACGCUGACUGAAUCAAAUUACCCACCAUCCACUAGCCAACCAUUCAUAGUUGAACAUAAUUACCAAAACCACCAUCACCACCACCAAGACUAUCUUUAUGAGCAAGUCAUCUCCCUGUUUCCGUCUAGUAGCUCUGUAAAUCUCGUUAUAUUAUUUUCUAAAUUUUUAGCGAGCAGUAUUAUUGUAUUUUUAUU
Drosophila willistoni is the source of this 4367-nucleotide messenger RNA. It is a transcript of the gene Tie, whose product is annotated as mucin-5AC. Gene Ontology annotation, cellular component: signaling receptor complex. The coding region runs from base 716 to 4174 and encodes 1152 amino acids. The transcript is spliced from 6 exons. Gene Ontology annotation, molecular function: ATP binding; transmembrane receptor protein tyrosine kinase activity. Gene Ontology annotation, biological process: cell surface receptor protein tyrosine kinase signaling pathway; protein phosphorylation; multicellular organism development. NCBI's taxonomy places the organism in Eukaryota, Metazoa, Arthropoda, Insecta, Diptera, Drosophilidae. The record is from RefSeq and is a predicted model, not a curated record.